GUGACCUGAGUGGUGGAGGAGGCGAGCCUGAGCCAGACGCCCCCGAGCAGCUCGACAAGAACACCGCCGCGGUGGGACGAGCGUACGGCCGUGUUCUGCUGGUGUUCUUAAGAACCAUCGUAACACACGCAAGAAAAUAUACACGACGCUUCGUGAGUCAAGGAAAAAUACACGGCGCUUCGCGAGUCAAGGUCAUCAAUAUAUCAAGGUCAAGGUACAUCGAAAUAUAACACAACAUAUCGCUGUACACAUUGAGAUCUGAUAAUUUAAUGUUAUAGGAACAUCUUGAGCCAGACCGCCGCCAUCACCUAAACACCUGCAACCCAGCAAGCAUAUUAUUGUGAAUUAUUCUGAAGCUCUUUGUGAAGACCGGGACCUAGAUUCACGAAGCUCCAUGUGUUUCUUCGUAAUGGGUCGGCCCUGACCAGAGUGACACCUCGUGAGUGAUACUACAAGCAAGCACCAACAGCCUGAGAGAACAGGUACCAACAAGGAUGGUUGUGACUGCAUCUGUAUCCCGGACUAAUUAAAGGCCGCCACUAACCUAUUGGAGGUGGUGUUGUGGGAGCCGGGCCAAAGUGUCGGCCAGGGACGGAGAGGAGUGCCGGCCAGGGACGGCAGGUCAGCAUGUGUGUGUGGGUAGAGGUCAGCUCGCCCAGACACCCGGCUGCCCUCCUCGUCAUCUUCACUCUCCUCCACCACGUCAGGAGUGAGGAGAGGAGCGAGUGCUCGGUGAGGCUGGACUCCCACAGGGCCAUGAUCCCGCUCUACUACGACAAGUACACCUCCCCGGCCACCGACACCAACCCCGCCAUCGUCUACUUCGACAUGAAGCUCCUUGAUAUUAGCUCCAUCAAUGAGAACGACAUGACCUUCAGCGUGGAGUCGUUCGUGACGUACCGCUGGAAGGACUGGAGGAUACACUGGCCCCUCGACCGCCCGGACCUCGACCCCUGCUGGAACCCUCCGCCUCUCAACAUCACCAAACCUCUCCGCUUCUCACAGGUGUGUACGGGGAACUACACAGCCGUCAUCCCCAGAUGUGUGAGCAGCAGUCCUCCCUCCAGCCGGCGCCUCAUCCUUCCCGUCAAGUUCCUGGAGAACAUCUGGCAGCCGGACGCCUUCUUCAAGAACGCGAUCCGGUCCUCCGUCCACAAGGACUGGGUAUCGAACGAGUUCCUGGCCUUCUACACCAGCGACGGCCACAUGGGCCUCUUCAGCAGGAUGAGCAUCACCCUCAUGUGCCACUUCGACUUCCACCACUACCCUCACGAUGAGCAGAAGUGUGAGAUGCUCAUUCAGAGUUUGUCGUACAAGACGGAGGUGGUGAGGUUUGAGUGGUGCGAGAACUGGGCCCACGCCAGCAGCAAGCUGGACCAGGAGAUCUUCUCUCUCCCACACUUCACCCUCGCUAAAUAUGAACACCAAGUCUGCAAUGGAGACUUCCCGUGUGUGAAGGCGGUGUUCGUGCUGGUCCGUCACCCAGACUUCCACAUCCUCCACACCUACGUGCCCACCGCCCUCAUCGUCAUCCUCUCCUGGAUGUCCUUCUGGAUUGCUCCCGACGCCACGCCAGGUACAUCCACAGCCCGCGUGACCCUGGGCGUGACCUCCAUCCUGACCAUGGCCACCCAGUACUCCCAGUCCACCAAGAACCUCCCCCCAGUGUCGUACAUCAAGUCGCUGGACAUCUGGAUGAUCACGUGCAUGGUGUACGUCUUCGCUGCCCUCCUCGAGUUCGCUAUCGUCUACCAUGUCCACUACCGCCGCUCCCUCGCCCCCUCCCCCGGCCUCGUCUCCACGUCCACCAAUGGUUCCACCCAGGUCACCCACGUCACCCAGGAGCUGACGUCACGUCGCUUCCAGCGGUGGCGGCAGUCCUGGGCGGAGUUCUGGAGUGGCGACACAGCCAUCGACGAGGCCUCCAGAGUACUCUUCCCCCUCACUUACUUCUCCUUCGUACUCGGCUACUUCGUACUCCUGACCGGGCCCCAGGAAAAGGGGCUCCUGUCCCGCCCUCCCAUCUAGUCUUCAGGAGAUCGUAGGCGUGACACCCGCGCCUGGACCCAGCUGGAGGACACACUCAGAAAAACCUCCUUAGAAUAUAUGCUUUAGAGGAGCCAUAUUUAAAUUAAUAUAGCCUGAUAUUUUUAAUUGGUGAUUUUGUCAUCAGAAGUUUAAUGUAUACUCGCAUAUAGGACAUAGAUGUAUGUAUUCCUGUCCGUUAUAUAGCUCAUGUAUCAUUGUGGGAAAUAUUACCUGAACAUAUAUAAUGUUAAAUUUGAAAGUCUGUAAAUAAAU
Molecule: messenger RNA, 2301 nt
Organism: Procambarus clarkii (red swamp crayfish)
Lineage: Eukaryota; Metazoa; Arthropoda; Malacostraca; Decapoda; Cambaridae
Product: glycine receptor subunit alpha-4
Biological process (GO): signal transduction; regulation of membrane potential; chemical synaptic transmission
Cellular component (GO): synapse; neuron projection; plasma membrane
Molecular function (GO): transmembrane signaling receptor activity; transmitter-gated monoatomic ion channel activity involved in regulation of postsynaptic membrane potential; excitatory extracellular ligand-gated monoatomic ion channel activity
Source: RefSeq, a predicted model, not a curated record